Oryza sativa Japonica Group (Japanese rice) is the source of this 1206-nucleotide messenger RNA. RefSeq names its product transcription factor bHLH148. Gene Ontology annotation, biological process: regulation of DNA-templated transcription. The record is from RefSeq and is a predicted model, not a curated record. Lineage: Eukaryota; Viridiplantae; Streptophyta; Magnoliopsida; Poales; Poaceae.
AAACUCGGAAAAUCCAAAAGGAUCACAGGACUAAUGGGAGCACCAUCAGUGUUGGCAUUUGCACAUGCCACCACCCCCUUUAUAUUCCCCAACCUCCCAACUCCCCUCCUCCCCCAUUCCUUCCAUCCAUCUCACCACCCCUCUCCUCCUCUGCACAGCAACCAGGUGUAUGCUCCAUGAGGAGGAGGGAAUCUUGAGAGGUCACAGAUAUCCUGAUCCUGCUGUUUUUUGGUGGUCUCUGUGCUGUAAGUUGGGUUUGUGGCAAGAAUUCUUUGCUGCGCGAGGCAAUGGCGUCCACCUCGGGCUCGGCGGCGGCGGUGGAGGAGAGGGGGAAUAGUGAGCGGAAGAGGAAGCGUGGCGCGACGGGGGAGUCGGAGGGGUCCGAGGCGCAGCCUUCCAAGUGGCGGACGCGGCGGGCGCACGAGAUCUACUCGUCGAAGCUCCUCGACGCCAUCCGCCUCGUGCGUUCCGGGUCGCCCUCCUCCUCGGCGGCGGCCCCGCCGCGCAGCCGGGCCGUGCGCGAGGCGGCCGACCGCGCGCUCGCCGUCUCGGCGCGCGGGCGGACGCGCUGGAGCCGCGCCAUCCUCGCGUCCCACCGCCGCCGCAUCCAGGCCGCGCGCCGCGCGCGCCUCCGCGAGGCCAUCUCCCCGCCGUCGCGCCACCCAUCCUCGUCGUCCGGUAAAGGGCCGAAGGCCCCAGCUCUGGCGAGGAAGGCGAAGGUGCUCGGGCGGCUGGUGCCCGGCUGCCGCAAGCUCCCAUUCCCGGCUCUCCUCGCCGAGGCCUCCGACUACAUCGCCGCGCUGGAGAUGCAGGUGCGCGCCAUGACCGCGCUCGCCGAGGUCCUUUCCACCGUCUCCGGCUCAGGCUCAGCCUCCUCCUCCGGCGGCUCCUCUUCGCCGGCGUGACCCCCAAGCCUCAAGAUUCGUGCAUUCGUUGUAAAUUUGUUUUUUCUUUCUUUCAUUUUUUCCUUGGGAUUAGUUAGCCUCGAGCUGUCUGCUCUCUAGUUUGUCCUCUUCUUUUCCAUGAGCUGGGUGAGCGGUUAUGGCGGUGGUGGUGAUGGCAUUGCGGUGAUUAACCCGCGCUGUAAUGCAGUAGGCCACAUUUGUUUUGUUCUCUUCUUUCUCCUCAGGAUUCUUUUGUAGGAUGCCUCGUUUGUUCUUCUUCCAUCUCUGAUAAAUGCACCAUGAAUGGUUCACAUCACUUCUC